UUUCUCAUCGCGUGGCGCUUGACGCUCCUCCGGGCAGCUCCUCUCCUUCCAGCCUUUCAGAUCCGCAGAGAAGAAGAUGGCGGCGCUACGAGUCGUGGUGCUCUCGGGGAGUGGGAGAGCUCUCCUGAGCACGCCGAAAACCAUCACCGCCCCCAAGGCCAACAUGUCCUUCGCCAGCCUGCCACGCAACAAGAAGGUUGCCCUGACAACGCUGGGCGUGGUCACAGCUGGAGGGGCGGGGCUUGCCCUGAUGCUGCAUCAGUCCGUCAAAGCCUCAGACCUGGAGCUUCACCCACCUCACUUCCCCUGGAGCCACGCUGGACCCCUGUCUGCCCUGGACCACGCCAGUGUCCGUCGUGGUUACCAGGUGUAUAAGCAGGUGUGCUCAGCCUGCCACAGUAUGGAGUACCUGGCCUUCAGAAACCUGGUGGGAGUGUCGCACACAGAGGCCGAGGUCAAGGCCAUCGCUGAGGAGAUUGAGGUUGUGGACGGUCCUGAUGAGAGCGGCGAGAUGUUCACCCGGCCCGGGAAGCUGUCCGACUAUUUCCCCAAGCCAUACCCGAACCCCGAGGCCGCCCGAGUCGCCAACAACGGAGCGCUGCCUCCAGACCUCAGCUACAUCGUCAAUGCCAGACACGGCGGUGAGGAUUACGUGUUCAGCCUGCUGACGGGAUACUGCGAGCCUCCCGCAGGAGUCACAGUGAGAGAGGGACUCUACUACAACCCAUACUUCCCCGGCCAGGCCAUCGGCAUGGCCCCGCCCAUCUACAACGAAGUGCUGGAGUUCGAAGAUGGAACCCCUGCCACCAUGAGCCAGGUUGCUAAGGAUGUGUGCACCUUCCUGAGGUGGGCGGCUGAGCCAGAGCACGACCAGCGCAAACGCAUGGGACUGAAGAUGCUGAUGGGCUCGGCCAUUCUCAUCCCCCUGGUCUACUACAUGAAAAGACACAGGUGGUCUGUGCUGAAGAGCAGGAAGAUCGCCUACCGGCCCCCCAAGUAAACGGAAACGAGCGCACCCCGACCUCCCUGACCACACAGAGGAGGCUGCGUUCAACAACCUCACAGCAUUUCCUCGCUCCACAACGUUCAAACGGACACAAAAACAACACACAUGCCUUUCUGAGAGGGGGUAGAGACAGAGUAUAAAUAUAUAUACAUUAAACUGUUUAUUCCUACAGAAAAAUGCCUUUUUUUAGUUGUCGGCAUGGUAGAACGACUUGUGUGAGAUAAAUUUCCUGUACCUGGAAUACUGUCUUGUAAGUUUUCGUUGUUUUGUUGCGGAGAGAUGUGGCGUUGUUGAACGCACCCGCCCCAAAGUUGCGGCUGCUGUCGAUUCACAUCCUGACAUCCGGGGUGGGCCACAUGCUCUCAGCUGAUUGAUCGAUCAUUGAUUGUCCAUCUUUAUGAGAUACCGAGUAACCAUUUGAGCGCUGAGAAAUGGAACGUGUGCGUGACUCCAUCCUUAACACACCGGGGGCCUCAGUGGAUCAAAUGCAACCUUUAAACCUCUGUUUUACUGUACAAAAUAAAUUAUCUUAAAGGAA
Molecule: messenger RNA, 1544 nt
Organism: Myripristis murdjan (pinecone soldierfish)
Lineage: Eukaryota; Metazoa; Chordata; Actinopteri; Holocentriformes; Holocentridae
Gene: cyc1
Product: cytochrome c-1
Exons: 7
Coding region: 77-1000 (307 amino acids)
Biological process (GO): mitochondrial electron transport, ubiquinol to cytochrome c
Cellular component (GO): respiratory chain complex III
Molecular function (GO): heme binding; electron transfer activity
Source: RefSeq, a predicted model, not a curated record